GGAAGUGAACUCUUCAGUCUGUUCUCACGGUCUGAUGUGUGCAACUGGCAGUGCAGAAAACUUCCUGAGAACGUUUAGGGAGUAUGUAAAAUUCACAUGCAAAAGAGAGGGACAGGAAUCUGGCGGACACGUCAAGUGAAAUUAUUAGAAGGGCAUGGACUUCAGUUACAGUCUUCAUUGGUUGAUACAGUUGAUUUUAUCAACUGCUUUUUUUGUACUGCAACCCAAACACAGGGGGUGUCAUUAUGAAUCACCAAGCUGCAGCUCCAAAGACAAGAGGUGAUAAUUAUCUAAGCAUAAAGGACUCUGAAUCCCUCGAUACCUAUAUCCAGAAUACACUUUCCUCUCUAUAUCCACCUUUUGAAGCCACAGCUGCUACUGUUCUGUGGCAGCUUUUCAGCAUUGUUGAAAAAUUUUAUUGUGGAGAUGGUCUCAGAUGUCUAAUUGAUUUCCUUGUUCCUGCCAAGAGAGUUUUACAGUGUAUCCAGCGGGAAACCUGUGGCAAUUACACUGGCCUUAUCUUCUACCAUGAAGGAUGGCCAUUGUGUAUCCAUGAGAAAAUCAUAGUACAAUUGGCAUCUCUCCACAAAGUCCGUUUAAAACCAGGAGAUUUUUACUUCCAGAUUGUGCCAGUGAGAAAGCAGUCAGCCAGCCUAGUAUUAAAAUGUCUCUCCAGACAUGGGCAAGGAAUGGAAGAGCUUAUUGUACCUGAAACAAUGUACGGAUAUCUUUUCACAACAGAAUUUUUGGAAACUAUAAAUUAUAAACUGAAUGGCUGUCCUUUGCAGAGCUGUCUGCUGACUACAGGCCCAGCUGUAUGUAGGACACCUUGGAAAAAUAUUGUGAAUCCUGUCUUUGUCCCUACAACUGAAACAAUUCUGCAAACAUAUUCCAAAAGCUCUCUUCUUGAAAACUUAAUCACCAGUAAUCCUGAUGCUAAAGGUAUGACACAGACAAUGGAAAGCAACAGCUCACACGAGAGUUCUACAUCUAAUGAUACCUGUUCUACUGUGAUACAGGUACCACCUGCAGACAGCUGUGGAAAUCAAGGCAAAAAUGAUUCUGGUCUAUAUCAUGGGCUUGGAAGCAGGACUAAAACACAAAGUUCAGAAACCAAAGUUGAAAAAGAAACUGAUAAUGAUGUAACUUCAAGAGCUCUUUCAGUUGCAGAGCAAGCCAUAAAGGAACCAAAAAUGACAUUUGAAUUGACCCCUGGUUUUUUUAAAGAUUCAGCAACUCCUCAGUUAGUGAAAAGGAAUGGUACCAAAAGCAUAACUUUCAGUACAGACUUGAGCAGCCCACGUCAAAGAGGACGGGAUUCUUUGUAUUUUGAAACAAAGCAUUUGUUUAGAAAAUCGUAUAUGGAAGCUUUGCAAAACCCGAUGAACCUAGGUUCCAGCUCUGAAGAAUCCAUUGCAGAAGAAGAAUCUUUGGAGCAUGCCAUGGGACAGGUGGACAGUGAUUCCAGGGUCACUGAGAAAACAUGUGAAAACAGUGUUCAGCAAGAAAGUUCUAGAUCUGAAAGACUUUCAAAACGGGAGGAAACAAGAGAAGCCAUUACAUUUGGGAACCAUUUCCAAACUUCCAAAAAACUAUCUCAUGAAACAGCAGUUUGCAGGUCACGUUCAAGAAGAUCACAAUCCUUAGAUAGGACACAUAAGAAUUCACAGAAUAAAGAUUAUAAAUCCAGGGUGUCCUCAGAUGGCGUGUUCAAUACAAAUCCCCCCAAAAUCAUAAAUGGGCAUUCUGUAAGGCUUGAGAAACUGGAGUCCCAUAUUCACGAAUUCAUUACUACAAAAAGCAAAGAGGACAAAGACCUAGGAGACUCCAGAAUUGAUUUUCGGGAUUGCAAGUCUAAUAUAAGUGCACCACCUCUGCUGCUUUGCCAUGACGAUGAACUGCUGGCUACAAAUACUGGAGACCCUGACCACUUGUUACCAAACCAGUUGCUUGAAGUCAAUCAAGAAUUACUGCAGUCUGGAGUAAUUUCUCUAUGUGGAAACAGGGAUCGUGGUGGAAGAGCAGUGGUGCAGGUCUGCAUUAAAAACGUUGCUUGGUUAAGUGAGCUUUCAAGAGUCAAAGAGCUCACACGACUUCUAGUGUAUUACUACAAUAUUCCUAGAAAUGAUGUCAGUGCUUUGGGGCUGCUUAUUUUAGUGGAUGCUCGCAAAAGUCAGAAUAUACCUGCCCUCUUCAAAGCCUUGGCAGCGUUACAGAAUGCAGUUCCUCAUUCCAUUCAUAGUGCUCUGAUAUUGACUGAUAAAGAAUCUGCUUUUAAGCCUGACAAAGAAGUUACAUUUCAGUGUGAAGUUCUCACAUCACUGAAGGCCUUGCAUAGAUUCAUUGACUGCACCCAGCUGACAGCUGAGUUUGGUGGAACAUUCCUUUACAAUCAUAAUGACUGGAUAUGUUUCCGAAGGAAACUUGAGCCAUUCAUUACAAACUGCAAAGAGGCCCUUGUUUUCCUGCAGCACUCUUUACGUUCACUCAGCACUGUCCAGGCACCAAGUACUGCACAAGAGGUAAGCGACUUAAUGAACAAACACAAAACAAUGAUGAAACUUGUUCUGGAAGAUGAACUGUUGGUAUCCUUAAGACUUGAGGGUGGGACAGUCCUUGCAAGGCUUAGAAAGGAGGAGUUCUGCAAUACAGAAGAUUAUAGAGAUGCCAUGGAAACGAUUACGAAGCUAUAUAAUCGAGUAGAUGAAGAAGUUCAUAGGCUGGUUCUGUUGUCUAAUAAAUGUCUUCAACAACUAGAGAAUCUCUUGGCAAUGAGAAAAUUUGAAGAAGGCUGUGAACAGAUAAAAGUUUGGUUUGAAAAUGAGGGAGAAAAAUAUAUUGGGCCUUUGGAUGAAGAACAGCUUUCAGUUGAAAAUGUGAAAAGAAAGCAGGAACAGUUUCUCGUUUUCAGUGAAAAAGCAAUGCAAUAUUGCCAGAAAGGGCUGUUGCUCAUUAAGGAGAAUUCUUUGUUAAAAUCUGAAGAAGAAUUUCAAGCUUUCAGUAGGUAUCUGACUAACAUCACCAUUCAAACAGAGAAGAGGAAAAAUGAACUGGAGAAGCUGAUUAAGCUAUAUGAAUUUUAUGAAAAGGCUCACAAGUGGAUGGUUCAUUGUAAUGAGUAUCUUGACAAGCUUUCAGUGGAAGCCAAGUAUUCUCAAUUAGCAGUUCAGUCUUUGCAAAGCUACCACCAAGAAGCUACAAAGGUUUCUGCAGAAAACUUUCAGAAAGUCAGUGAGGUUAUCAUUGCUCUGGGUAACAAGGAGGAACUAAAACAAUGGAAUAUUUUAUGGCUCAAAUGUCAGCAGACCAGGCAUCACUUAGAAGAAGUCCUUUCAGAAGUAGUUAAAGGUUCCAGCAAAGAAGGAUCCAGCAGUACUCUCAAAGAGAUGGGUCAUAAGAAUAGCCAACACCCAAGCAGUAAAUUUGAAACACAAGAACAUAGUCAUUCUUGUAGAUUUUGUUCUAACACUGAUAAUAACAUCCUUGAUAGUAAGUCACUCUGUCCAUUUCAACAUUGCUGCUCAUCAGUGGGUGCAUCUUCUUUUUUAAAUCAGGAUGAUACCACUGAAAAUACAGAUGUAUUUUCUCCAGUGCCACAAACACUUACUCCACUACUGGGUAGGUUUCAAAGGACUAGCCCUGUUUCAGAGGAUUUGGACAACAUUUCCACUUGCUAUUCGGAACCAAUCCAGACAUCCAGCACCCGCCACAGGACACAUCCACUAAAGAAGAUUAUGAAGAAGACCCAGAGCUUCGAGUUGACCCGACGUGAAAGUCACUCUGAACUGCACCAGCAUGGAUAUACUGGAGUUUAUAUCAGAGGACUGGAGGUAGCCAGCAAUGUUGCUGUGGAAAAGAGAAACACACAACGUGCAAAUAUCAAAAGUCCUGUGAUUUGUAGAAAUCGCAGUUUAUCAUCUCCAUCAAGAAUCCAUCACACAGAAGAUGAAGAAGAGAAAAAAAGAGGGGGAAGUAAAAUGAACCACAUAAUGGAUGAGAUGAUCACAACAGAAAGGGAGUAUGUCAGAUCUUUAGGCUAUAUCAUCAACAGCUAUUUUCCAGAAAUGGAAAGGGUUGACUUACCUCAAGAUUUGCGAGGGAAAAGGAAUAUCAUAUUUGGAAAUUUGGAAAAACUCUACGAUUUCCAUUGUCAAUAUUUCCUGAAAGAAUUGGAACAAUGCACAGACUUCCCACUGCGGGUUAGCCACUGUUUUCUCAGACAUGAAGAACAAUUUGGGAUGUAUGCAUUAUACAGCAAGAACAAGCCUCAGUCAGACGCUUUGCUAAUAAGCCAUGGAAACACCUUCUUUAAAAACAAGCAGGAGGAAUUGGGUGAUAAAAUGAAUCUGGCUUCUUAUCUGCUGAAACCUAUCCAGAGAAUGAGCAAAUAUGCACUCCUUUUGAAGGAUCUGAUCAAGGAGUGUUCAGCCACACAGGAGCAGGAGCUCAGCGCCCUCCGGGUUGCUGAAGAAAUGGUCAAGUUUCAGCUUCGCCAUGGGAAUGAUUUACUUGCAAUGGAUGCCAUCAGAGGAUGUGAUGUCAAUUUGAAAGAACAAGGACAGCUCAGGUGUCAAGAUGAGUUUAUUGUGUGCUGUGGCAGAAAGAAGUAUUUGAGGCAUGUUUUCCUUUUUGAAGACCUCAUCUUGUUCAGUAAAACAAAAAAGAUUGAUGGGGGAUAUGACAUUUACAUGUACAAACAGUCAUUUAAGACAGCUGAAAUUGGAAUGACAGAGAAUGUUGGAGAUACUGGCCUCAGAUUUGAAAUCUGGUUUCGAAGGAGAAGAAAAUCGCAGGACGCUUACAUCCUUCAGUCAAAUUCAGCAGAAACUAAGAUUGCAUGGACAAAUCUCAUAGGAAAGAUUCUUUGGAGACAAGCCUUGAGAAACCGAGAACUCCGAAUGCAAGAAAUGGUGUCUAUGGGCAUAGGAAAUAAACCAUUCAUGGAUAUCAAGCCCAGUGAUGCAGCUAUAAGUGAUCGAGCAAUAGAUUAUAUAAUGAAAGGAGCAGAGUCAAGGACUCGUGCCUCAAUAGCCAUUUCUUCAUUUGAUCAUUCCACACCGUUUAAGAGGCCCCACUCCACAAUCUCAAAUAGCAGUACGUCUUCCUCAAGCAGCCAGUCCUCAUCUUCCAUCCUGGGUUCGCUAAACUUGCAUGUAUAUUCCACCCCAUCUCACCCUGGCUUGGUAGGGCCACCCUUCUACCACUGGUCGUAUGAUGUCAGAACUUGUAUUGAGGAAGAUGAGCUGGAACAGGACACUGGGAGUCAGCCCUCAAUGAUUACAGAGAAUUCUGAGUCAUCCCAAUGCACGUUGGGGGAAAGCGCAAGUGGCUCUGCCCAGUCUGGAUUCUCCCCAUAUCUUAAAGAGGCAUUUCUGGAUGAAGGCCCUUCUAACUCUGUUUCUAAGUCUCCAUCACAAUGCACAUCUCCUGCCGUCUCAGAGAAGAACCCCAGUUCAAAGUCCAGCAGUCAGAAUAGCCCAGCUGUAAGUAUCUUCUUCAUAAAGCAAAAUCUCUAAUACAUUAGGCCUCUCAACCGUGGUUUGACAGACAAUACAUUCAGUAAGAUGAUUUGAUGCAAACUACAUAAUACAAAUUUCUAAAACAUGAACCUCAUAGAACCUGCAGCUCUGACUCUGGGUGACAUUCUUCUGAGAAAGAAUUUAUCCUUGUUUGUAUGCAAGAAGUAUGCAUUUCAUUUUUUCCUCUUCACUUUGACCUAAUGUUUUGUAUAUAGUUGUUAUAUAUUUUUUAAUCCUGUAAAUGCAGAAAAUAUUAUAUGUAAAAAAUGUACAAACUGUGCUGAACUUGCUUGUAAAUAUUUAUUUCAAUUGUUUUGCAUUGUGAAUUGUUCAUUUUUAUGGCAGCCUUUUUAAAAUUUUUAGUAGCACAGUCCAGUAAAUCUCAAGGGCAAAAGUGAGUGUGUAAGAUUUAAAAGUGUGUGGUUGGAAUAUGGAAAUAUUUCUAGAGGAUAAGAACAGAAAUCUGUUCCUGUAACUAUUUAUAGCAGAGGUUCUCAUACAUUUUCAGAGCAAAUUCCUUAUUAAGAACAGAACUUGUCUGUGCUUUAACAAGUACAAUAGCAGAAGUUUUCUAACUACUCAAAGGCCUUCAGUUUUACAACUGCAAGAAUGUUUUGACAGAAGUGAACACCUGUGCUGUGCUCCUUUAGGGCAAAUGACCCACUGUCCCACCAACCUCAAUCUGUUCUUAGCCAGCCCCCAGCUGCCAUUCUCCUUACUUACAUUCAGGCUAGGAAGUAGCACUGGUUGUCAGCCAUCUCCUCCUUAGUCUCAGUCUUGCCCUUAUAGAAUUCAGCAGGGAGGAGGGUGGGGACAAACCUAGAAUUAGAAGGCCCAGCCUCAUUGGCUCUGGCACCCCCUAUCGUUGACUUAUCUGUCCUCCACCCUAGCAGCCCCAAUAGGCACCAUCUUCCACUAGUACUAUGUAAAGAUAGAAAAUUUAUGGAAUUUAGUGUCAAUUGAAGAAUUCAGUUUCCUGGGAAUCUAACUUCAUCAUUUUAAAAAUGUAUGUGUCUAGUCCUAUGCGAGGAAUUGAAAAUGGAAAUGGACUGCCUUCAAGUCGAUCCCGACUUAUGGCUACACUACGAAUAGGGUUUUCAUGGUAAGCGGUAUUCAGAGGGGGUUUACCAUUGCCUCCCUCUGAGGCUAGUCCUCCCCAGCUGGCUACGGCCUGCUCAGCUUGCCACAGCUGCACAAGCCAGCCCCUUCCUUGUCCGCAACUGCCAGCUGGGGGGCAACUGGACUCCUUGGGACUAUGCUGCUUGCCCACGGCUGCACAGGUGGCAGGGCACGUAACCCCUGAGCCACUCACGAUGGGGGUGAUCUUUAGCUGGCCCUUGACACCCAGGAGACACGAGCGGGGAUUUGAACUCACAGACUCUGGACUCCCAGCCAGGCUCUCCUCCCCACUGUGCUAUACCAGCUGAGGAAUUACUAAAUAAUAUUUCCAGGGAUCAGGAAAGAGGUCAUUGGACCAUUUCAUUGCUUCUUGCCCUUUUUCAUGCCUAGCAAAAGUACAUUAAGUUAUUCAACACAUGGGGAAAAACAUAUUUAAUUUGCAUAAUUUAUACAGAUUUCAGAAACCAGCUUUGCUUUGUGCAAUGUUAUGAACUUAGUUUUCUAACACAAAGUACACACAACUGGAUGAAAACAAGUGUAACAUUCAUAUAUGAGUAGCGGAGUCAAUGUCGAAGCACCCUUACCAUAUUCAGUACAUAAGAACAUAAGAACAUAAGAAGAGCCUGCUGGAUCAGGCCAGUGGCCCAUCUAGUCCAGCAUCCUGUUCUCACAGUGGCCAACCAGGUGCCUGGGGGAAGCCCGCAAGCAGGACCCGAGCGCAAGAACACUCUCCCCUCCUGAGGCUUCCACCAACUGGUUUUCAGAAGCACGCUGCCUCUGACUAGGGUGGCAGAGCACAGCCAUCACAGCUAGUAGCCAUUGAUAGCCCUGUCCUCCAUGAAUUUGUCUAAUCUUCUUUUAAAGCCAUCCAAGCUGGUGGCCAUUACUGCAUCUUGUGGGAGCAAAUUCCAUAGUUUAACCAAGUACCUUGUCCCUUUUAGGGCUAACUUCAUACUGGGGUGGAAUGGUUCUGCAAGUGUGCCGUCCUGGGGUCCUACUGGGAGGAAGGGUGGGAUACAAAUUGAAUAAAUAAAUGAUAAAGAGUGUAGCGAAAGUUGGCUGUGGACAUUGCCAACUGACCGGUGCAGUGGUCUUUGGCAUCAUCCAGGUGGCCUGCAGCAUGCCUGUGAAGAACAGGAGCAGUGACUGUCAACAGUGGCAGCGACGGCUGGUCUGGGAUGGGCCAGAAGUGACUGGAAAGGGGUGAAGAGAAGAUUAGAUGCCAGAAACAUAUUGUAUUUUCUUCUAUUACAAUUUGAACUCAAGUUGUAAUACAAAAAUCAUACAGCAUAUAGCACAGCACAUUAUAACUGCUACAACAGACAGAAAAAUCGUUAAGUUGUCUGCCAAGACCUUCAGCAAUUUUUAAGUGGUCUAUGGGUAAAAAACAUUUGGGGAAGCACUGCGCUAGUGUGUUUAAUGUUAAAACAUCCUGUACCCAAUCCCUGGAGCAAUUCUGCAACUAUGUUUAACAUGUUCCCAUCUUUCAAUAAGGUGAAUAAAUAUUAUUAUUAUUAUUAUUUAAUUAUUUAAUUUGUAUCCUGCCCUUCCUCCCAGCAGGAGCCCAGGGCGGCAAACAAGGCACUAAAAACACUUUAAAACAUCAUAAAAACAAUCUUGAAAGUAUAUUAAGACAAACAUUUUUAAAACUUUUUAAAAAAGGGUUAAAAACAUUAUUAAAAACAUAUUAAACAAUUCUGACACAGACACAGACUGGGAUAGCUCUCAACUUAAAACAUUUGGAUAUUCAUUUAAGCACUUAAAAUAUAUAUAGAAGGUGGGUAGUCCUUCAGAAAUGUCAGGGGAGGGCUAGGACAGACCCAACUUAUGAUUGGAUAGAAAUGUACACCUGUCUCUCAAAUUGCAAAGCCAGGAAGAAUCUCGGUUCACACAACAGGUGAAGAAUCUGUUAUAGCAUUUCUUUAAAUAUUGUACAUGCCUCUAUUUUUUCAUUUGAUGGUGUCUUCCUGCAUUGACCAAAUAACUCAUCUCCUAUACUUGAGCCUCUCAGGGCUUGUUCCACAAAGCUCUGGUCCUCAGGAUUGUGGUAGUUUGCCUCCCUGCCCUAUCAGAGGGCACACAUACUGGGUCUGGAGAACUUAGUGAAGGACUUAAGCCUCCCUUGAGAGUGUCUCCAUCUUCUUAGACUCCUUUGGAGAGCACCCACAUACUUUGAGAACUGAGAAUGAAUGUAGAACUAACUAUAAAGGCAUAGUAUUGUUCACAUGCUCUUCAAGUAGUUUUACUUUUGUUAGUCAAACAUUGCCAUGUAUGAUGUAUUUUAAAGA
Messenger RNA from Rhineura floridana, 8926 nucleotides. It is a transcript of the gene PLEKHG4B, whose product is annotated as pleckstrin homology and RhoGEF domain containing G4B. Lineage: Eukaryota; Metazoa; Chordata; Lepidosauria; Squamata; Rhineuridae. Gene Ontology annotation, molecular function: guanyl-nucleotide exchange factor activity. Bases 246 to 5516 code for a protein of 1756 amino acids. The record is from RefSeq and is a predicted model, not a curated record. The transcript is spliced from 24 exons.